AUGCUGGCCUACCGUUUGUCUCUCGACACCCAGCGCGACAGCAGAAGGCGUCCCGAGGGUCUGUCCCGCAAAAAAAAACGCGGCCAAAACUGCGGAAAAACUGCAGAUUUCGAAAGCCGCUGUCUCUGCGAGCAGAAAACUGGUAAAAACUCGAAAAAAGAAAGGCACCCGCAGCCACGGAGACAGGGCGUGAGGCGCCUUGACUCUGCGCUGCAUCUGCACACCUCGCGUCUGUUUGCAUGCUUCCUGAGCUUCCGGAAGGCAAAUCGGAAUUUUUCAAGGGCGGAAGAGAUGCGACACACUCCAGAGAGACCCUCGAGUUUUCAAAAAACUUGUUUUUCCUUUCUCUCGCCUCCCCAUUGGCGUAGAGCGACGAUGUGGCGGCAACACACGCGGCACUGCGGGUUCGCGCUUUGUCGAGCGAAGAGGCGAAAUUCAUCAGUUCGUCUCCUGUAACGUUUUCGCCUCUCGCUGCCUUUUUCCUUUCCAACCGCUAUCUCCCCACUCUUUUCGUAUCGCCAGGUUGUUGUCAAAACUCGCAGUGCUUCGCGCUCACAUGCAGAGAGCAGAACCUCUGUCCAGCCACCACAGAGACUCUCGCGUCGUGAACGGGUGAGGAGAAAGGCGUCGACGGGGAUUCCGAACCGGUGACCUCUUCGAAUUUCCUGCGCAAGAACGACGAGGAGCGAAGACAAAAGCAGCGACC
This is a messenger RNA of Toxoplasma gondii ME49, 706 nucleotides long. RefSeq lists its product as hypothetical. The coding region runs from base 1 to 456 and encodes 151 amino acids. NCBI's taxonomy places the organism in Eukaryota, Apicomplexa, Conoidasida, Eucoccidiorida, Sarcocystidae. The record is from RefSeq and is a predicted model, not a curated record. The transcript has a single exon.